This is a messenger RNA of Armigeres subalbatus, 771 nucleotides long. RefSeq lists its product as uncharacterized. The record is from RefSeq and is a predicted model, not a curated record. The transcript is spliced from 2 exons. Lineage: Eukaryota; Metazoa; Arthropoda; Insecta; Diptera; Culicidae. Bases 103 to 741 code for a protein of 212 amino acids.
AAUCAUGAUAUUCAAAACUUGAAAUCAAAAAGCCAAUCAUUAAUUAAACAGAAUAACGUACAGGUAGCCAUCAAUGAAAGGAUUGAAAAGCAACUAAACGAGAUGACAGAAAGCUUCAACAAACAUCAAAAUGCAAUUGUAAAAGAACUUGUAAAAGCUAAAAAUAAUAGAUUAGAGAACCACAAUGUAACCCUUCUCAUGCAAACAUUCAAAAUUUCAUAUCAUUUAGAUCAAAUUGAGGACUUCUUAGAAUCAGUAUUUGAAACUAUUCAACUUGCUAAACUGAAAAUUAUUCCCAGAAACUUUCUAGAUAAGAGCGAACUUAAACUUAUCAAGGACAAAUUAGAAGAACAACACGUAGAGUUCAUUAAUACAGAUCAGGUUUACGAGCUUUUAGAUAUCAUAUCAGUCUUCAAAGACAAAACAUUAUAUUUCAUCAUACUCAUACCCCAACUAGAACCUUCCAGCUUCAACCAACUACUCUUAGAGCCAGUACCUAUCAACGGUAGAACGAUGAAGAUACCUACAACAUCAGCACUAUUCGGAAUAAACUCAACGUUUUUCAUCAAAAGGGAUUGUCGAGCAAUCGAAACAAACACUUUAUGCAACCGGAACGACCUCAUGGAUGUUUCCACAGAUAACUGCUUUUCAAAAAUUCUAAGAGGAUACCCAGUAUCCUUUCAGUGCUCCUUGUUACCUCAUACAUCAUUAUCAGGAGACGUUCAACAACCAUUCCAAUAAUCGUAUCGGGACGAUACGAUCUUAAAGGGG